Molecule: messenger RNA, 300 nt
Organism: Staurois parvus
Lineage: Eukaryota; Metazoa; Chordata; Amphibia; Anura; Ranidae
Source: the annotation of a GenBank genome assembly
AUGGGGCCCCCCGGGCAAUAGGGGAUCAUGGGGCCCCUGUGUCCUUGCCCAAACUCAAAAAAGCCUAUGAAAAAGGUACCAGGGACAUCUCAUGGGGCCCGCUACUGACCCCGGGCCCUCGGGAUUUGGCCGAAUUUCCAUUGGUCAGUUCUACGCCUGCUUCCCAAUGAUUGGCUGGUUAGAAAAUUGCACAUUUAACCAGGUGCAUUUUUGUUCAAAAUUUUCAGUUCUUUACAACCUAUAAAGUGUUUUUUGAAACUUCCUGUGCGGAAUAAUUUGGAACACAAAUCCUGUUAUCAU